This is a messenger RNA of Acanthosepion pharaonis, 627 nucleotides long. The record is from the annotation of a GenBank genome assembly. NCBI's taxonomy places the organism in Eukaryota, Metazoa, Mollusca, Cephalopoda, Sepiida, Sepiidae.
AUGUAUUUUAUUCAUGUCGUACUCAUUCUCUAUAUAUCCAUUUCAAUCUCUUCCUAUCUAUCUAUCUAUCUAUCUAUCUAUCUAUCUAUCUAUCUGUCUGUCUGUCUGUCUAUCAAUUUAUUUCUGUUCUUUAUCUAUCUAUCUAUCUAUCUAUCUAUCUAUCUAUCUAUCUAUCUAUCUUUGUUCUUUAACUAUCUAUCUAUCGACCGAUCGAUGUCUGUUCUUUAUCUAUCUAUCUGUCUGUCUAUCAAUUUAUUUCUGUUCUUUAUCUAUCUAUCUAUCUAUCUAUCUAUCUAUCUAUCUAUCUUUCUGUCUAUUUAUCUCUGUUCUUUAUCUAUCUAUCGAUCUGACUGUCUGUCUCUCUGUCUAUCAAUUUAUUUCUGUUCUUUAUCUAUCUAUCAUUCUAUCUAUCUAUCUAUCUAUCUAUCUAUCUAUCUAUCUAUCUAUCUAUUUCUGUUCUCUAUCUAUCUAUCUAUCUAUCGACCGAUCGAUCUCUGUUAUCUAUCUAUCUAUCUAUCUAUCUAUCUAUCUAUCUAUCUAUCCCUUUUUGUGCAUGUGGUGUGUGUGACGUCAUCAACAUCCAAUUCUUUCCUUUCUCCCCCCUUUUAUCGACAUUCACUUCUGUAA